UGGGCGGGCGGGGAUUCGAACGUUUGGCGAAUGGAACGCGGAGUAGCAAAUGUUAGAACGCUGGGAGCGAGCGAGGGAGGCGGGGCUUGACAAGAGGCGCUCUUCCAGUUCUCCAGAGCCGGCGCUGAGCUCCGAAGGGCCAAUUUGAUGCCCGCGGAUCCUGCAGCUUUGCAAUUGCCUCGUGCUGCCCGCAACUCCGAGAUCUCCCAACUACUUGACUGCAUUAGUGAGAAGCCUGGCUAUAAGCGCCUUGCUCGAGAGAAGGUCGGAACUUUGAAUCAUGAGUCACCUUAACAUCCAGUCUCUCCGCGGGUUGGUGAAAAUGCUUCUGGAGUCUCCCGGAUUUGAUCGGGUGCUGAAUAAGAUGACAGUUCUUUCUGCCACUCCUGGAAAAGUUGUCUGUGAAAUGAAAGUGGAAGAGGAGCACACAAACCGAGGUGGGACUCUUCAUGGAGGAUUGACAGCAACUCUGGUAGAUAAUGUGUCAACACUUGCUUUGCUGCACACUGAAAGAGCACACCCUGGAGUCAGUGUGGAUAUGAAUAUUACCUACAUGUCAGCAGCUAAUAUCGGAGAUGAAAUCCAGAUCACUGCAGAGAUUCUGAAGCAAGGAAGAACAUUGGCCUUUGCCAACGUGGACUUAAGAAACAAGGCGACAGGGAAAUUGAUAGCCCAAGGGAGGCAUACCAAAUACCUGGGAUAAUCAUAGAAGUAUUAUUGAACAAUGAAUAAAGUGAAUUCAUCUUAAAAGGGUACUUUUCCUUCCAAAAUAAUGAAUCUAAAGCAUGAACCCUGUGUUAAAAAGGAAGUUCAGUAUGGUGACAACUCAACAGUUUUCAAUAAACUUGGUUUUAUAAACUUUGCUUGUGUGUAUUCCCCCCCCCAGUUGAUUUAGGAUAUAGCGGUGCAGGUGGUGCUGUGGUCUAAACCACCGGGCCUCUUGGGCUUGCUGAUCAGAAGGUCAGCAGUUCAAAUCCCCACGACGGAGUGAGCUCCCGUUGCUCUGUCCCAGCUCCUGCCAACCUAGCAGUUCAAAAGCAUGCCAGUGCAAGUAGAUAAAUAGGUACCGCAACAGCGGGAAGGUAAACGGCGUUUCUGUGCACUCUGGUUUCCGUCAGUGUUCCGUUGCGCCAGUAGCAGUUUAGUCAUGCUGGCCACAUGACCCUGAAAACUGCCUGUUGACAAACACCGGCUCCCUCGGCCUGAAAGUGAGAUGAGCGCCACAACCCCAUAAUUGCCUUUGACUGGACUUAACCAUCCCGGGGUCCUUUACCUUUUUACCUUUCCUUUACAGUCCUAUACUCAUUUACCUAGGAUUUGGCCCCAUUGAACUUAGUGGAACUUGCUUUUAAGUGGAUAUACGUAGGAUUGCACUAUUGGCCUACAAAGGGGCUCUCACAACUAAAAAAGUUGUGGGUGUUUUCUGGUUCUGAAAACUUACUUUCGGGGCAUAUCACAGAAUGCCUUUAUAUUCUUAUUUUUAUGUAUGUCGCAGCUGUAAUCUAUGGGCCCUUAUGU
Zootoca vivipara (common lizard) is the source of this 1518-nucleotide messenger RNA. Lineage: Eukaryota; Metazoa; Chordata; Lepidosauria; Squamata; Lacertidae. The record is from RefSeq and is a predicted model, not a curated record.